Molecule: messenger RNA, 1621 nt
Organism: Mobula hypostoma (lesser devil ray)
Lineage: Eukaryota; Metazoa; Chordata; Chondrichthyes; Myliobatiformes; Myliobatidae
Product: retinol dehydrogenase 12-like
Exons: 7
Coding region: 314-1201 (295 amino acids)
Source: RefSeq, a predicted model, not a curated record
UCUGUAAUUCGCCACGACGUCAGUAACAGCCAGCUCUUUGUGUCUGUCUGUUUGCAACUGUAAACCCCAGCGACCAAUGAAUAUUACGCGUUUAACUGGAAACAAACUGCAGCACAAGAUAACAGGAGUCAAACCCACCGAAGUGAGUUCGGUCUCUUCCCACUGAGUACCUGAGCUGCAGGAGCCGCCGCGCUGCGGAGGUGUGACCGAGGGAACUAGGGCGUAUAAUCACUUCUCCGAUUUCCGGGGUGCCACGAUAAGGAACACGUUCACGACAACAUCACCAGGAGUAGAUCAGGGACAGUCUGCCAGCAUGGGUGACAGCAGAGCACAUGAAGAAUGGAAAACGGCUAGACUUGAUGGAAAGACUGUAAUAAUAACUGGUGCAAACACUGGAAUUGGCAAAGAGACUACAAAAGACCUGGCAAAGAGAGGAGCCCACAUUAUAAUGGCAUGCAGGGACACAGAAAAAGGAGAUGCUGCAACUAAAGAAAUAAUAGAGGAAACUGGAAAUUCUAAUAUAGUAGUGAAGAAACUGAAUUUAGCUGAUACCAAAUCUAUUCGAGAGUUUGCAGAGCAAAUCAAUAACGAACAACAGCAGGUUAACAUUCUGAUCAACAACGCUGGGGUAAUGAUGUGUCCUUAUUUGAAAACGGAAGAUGGCUUUGAGUUACAAUUUGGAGUCAAUCAUUUGGGUCACUUUUUACUAACCUAUUUGCUAAUUGAUUUGUUAAAACGAUCUACUCCUGCUCGAAUCAUAAAUGUCUCUUCAGUGGCACAUAAAAUGGGAACAAUUCAGUUUGAUGACUUAAAUAGCGAGAAGAGCUACAGUUCAGUGAAAGCCUAUGGACAGAGCAAACUAGCCAAUAUUUUAUUUACAAGGAAGUUGGCUAGAAAACUUGAAGGAACAAGUGUGUCAGUCUUUGCUUUGCAUCCAGGCGUGGUCAGAACUGAAUUAGCCAGGCAUUUGAAUCCUGUAACCCGGUUUGGGUUGGCAUUGCUGCGACCUUUUACCAAAUCUCCAGAAAAUGGUGCCCAAACUACAAGUUAUUGUGCAGUAGCGCCAGGACUGGAGAAAGAAACAGGACAAUAUUUCAGUGACUGUGAUCGUGCACCUUGUUCAGCAGCUGCCUGCAAUGAUAAAACUGCAAAGAAGUUGUGGGAAGUAAGCUGCCAAAUGCUGGAAAUUGAUUGGCAGUGAGAAAUUAAUAUGAUGUGUUUAAGCUCAAUUUACUUGUACUAUUUUAAUUAACAAAACUUGAGCUUGUAUCUGAAUAAUAGAAUAACAUUAAUUUUGUCAAUAAUUUUUCUGAAGUAUGAUAGUUCUCGUGAUAUUUACAUUGUUUAUAUUUAUAAGCUCAAUGUAGGCCAUAUGCUUAGAUAUAUACAGUUUUGUUUCCUUUUAUUGCUUUAAUCAUAAUUCUAAUGUUUCUUAAAAAUUGUACAUUUUCUUUAUAUCUGACACUACUGUCCUUUUCUGCUUGCAUUAAUUUGCCAUUUUUGUAGUGCCUUAUUAGCAUAAAUUGAAUAAAAAUAAUAUGAUAUAUUGAACUUAUGGCUUUAAGAUGUUGUACAAUUGACUGUAUCAUCAUCUGUUUAUAUAGGAGUAGAAUAAAAUAUU